AGAAAGCAGGGGUCAGUUCACUCUCACGUUGUACACUCUCUCUCUCUCUCCCCGUCUCUCCCUCUCCCCACAUCGCUCCUCUCCCUAUCUCACUCUCAAUCUUCUCUCACUCUCUUCUUCAUCCAACUCUCUUCCUUACCCAGAAAUCAUAGUCUUCCUCUCUCUUUCAUUCUGAAAUCUCAAAUAGGGAAACCCCCAAUCUCAGAUUCCCCAAAAUCAAGUCGAAACCUCAAUCUGAAACUCAAAUUUCAUUGACCUAACUCUCUUCUUCGACAAACCCCAACCAAAGCUCUUUCUUUUCGACAAACCCCGACCAAAACCAUCUCUCCCUCUAGCUAGGUUAUUCGAUCUGGGAAAUAGCGAAGGGAAGAAAACCUAAUGGGUAGCCUCUAGGGUUCUUCAGAUCUUUCAGCGAUGGUGAUUGUUGCUUUCGUCGAUGGUUACAACUUUGAAAGCAAGUUGUUUGACAUCGCCGGAUUUGGGUCAAUACAACUUUGAAAGCAACUUUGAAAGCAAGGAUUUGGGUCUCUCUGCUUUCUCUUCCACGUCGCCGGCUUCAUUUCCGAGAUGCAAGAGAUCGGUCUCCAAGAAAAUCUGCUCCGUCAUAUCGCCACAGCAAUCGGAGCGGAAGCCAGCCACUACUGGCUCGGUCAAGACGGGGAUGACAAUGACGGAGAAGAUAUUGGCUAGGGCUUCUGAGAAACCCCAAUUGAGCCCAGGUGACAAUGUUUGGGUUAACAUUGAUGUUUUGAUGACCCAUGACGUGUGUGGCCCUGGUUCAUUUGGAAUCUUCAAGAAAGAGUUUGGACAGAAUGCAAAGGUUUGGGACAGAGAAAAGAUUGUAAUCAUACCUGACCAUUAUAUAUUUACUACUGAUGAGCGUGCAAACCAUAAUGUGGAUAUCUUGAGGGAUUUUUGCACGGAGCAGAACAUCAAGUACUUCUAUGAUAUCAAGGAUCUUGGUAACUUUAAGGCUAACCCAGAUUACAAGGGUGUAUGCCAUGUUGCUCUUGCUCAAGAAGGUCAUUGCAGGCCUGGAGAGGGUGCUAAAAUGAAGGUCAGAAAUCAACAAGGAGUCCGGUGA
This is a messenger RNA of Rosa rugosa (rugosa rose), 1084 nucleotides long. Its product is annotated as 3-isopropylmalate dehydratase large subunit, chloroplastic-like. The record is from RefSeq and is a predicted model, not a curated record. NCBI's taxonomy places the organism in Eukaryota, Viridiplantae, Streptophyta, Magnoliopsida, Rosales, Rosaceae. Bases 437 to 1084 code for a protein of 215 amino acids. The transcript is spliced from 5 exons.